Messenger RNA from Quercus lobata, 1749 nucleotides. Its product is annotated as G-type lectin S-receptor-like serine/threonine-protein kinase B120. The record is from RefSeq and is a predicted model, not a curated record. Gene Ontology annotation, molecular function: protein serine/threonine kinase activity; ATP binding. NCBI's taxonomy places the organism in Eukaryota, Viridiplantae, Streptophyta, Magnoliopsida, Fagales, Fagaceae. Gene Ontology annotation, biological process: protein phosphorylation. Bases 1 to 1749 code for a protein of 582 amino acids. The transcript is spliced from 7 exons. Gene Ontology annotation, cellular component: plasma membrane.
AUGACCUUGAUAAGUUUCAAACCUGUUUCUGCUGAUGCUUGGAGCAAUGGGAACUCAUCCAGUACUGGUUGUUUGAGGGAAACUGCUCUGCAGUGCACUAAGAAUAUUGAUGUUCAGAAAGAUGGGUUUUUUAGCAUGUCAAUAAUUGAUUGGCCUGAUAAUCGGCAACAUCGGGAGACAGACAAUCCUACUGACUGCCAAUCGGCUUGCUUGAACAACUGUUCUUGUGUUGCUUAUGCUUAUUAUUACAUAAAGCGAGAUCCCAAAAAUCCCAAAGAUCCCAAGCUUCAAUGCUUUGUAUGGCAUGGUGCUCUAUUGAACCUGAAACAACGCUCAACCGAUGAUAUAAAUGGAAUUGAUUUCUAUCUGAAACUUGCUUCUUCGGAUUUGGUCAAGCUAGAUGCAAACUCAAGGAAUGAAACCUCAAUAGACACAGUAAAUAACAAUUCAAUCUCUAGUACAAAUUUCAAAUUCGGAGUGUUGCAAAUUUUGGUACUGACCUUGUCUACUCCCUUUGCAAUGCUUACAUUGGGCCUUUUGUUUUAUUAUGUGAGGAGAAAGCUCAGAAAGAAGGGCGAGGAUUUGUUACAGUUAGAUGUGGGCAUGACCCAAACAACAGAAAAUUCUGAGCUUUCUGAAGUAAGUAAGCCUGGAGAUGGUAAGAAAAAGGAAGUCAAAAUGCCAUUGUUCAGUUUAAAAAGUGUUUCUGCUGCAACUGAUAAUUUCUCAGAUGCAAACAAGCUAGGAGAGGGUGGUUUUGGGCCCGUUUAUAAGGGAAUUUUACAGAAAGGGGAUGAGGUGGCUGUGAAAAGGCUUUCAAAAAGAUCUGGGCAAGGUUGUGAGGAACUAAAAAAUGAGGCAAUGCUCAUCGCCAAGCUCCAACACAAGAAUCUUGUCAGACUUUUGGGCUGCUGUAUUGAACGGGAUGAAAAGAUACUUGUUUAUGAGUAUAUGUCCAACAAAAGCUUGGAUUUCUUCCUUUUUGGUUUGUAUUUGUCCUUUGAACGUGUGCUACUAAUUGUGCAUUGCAAUUUACUCAUUUUAUGUAAAUCAGAUCCAGAAAAGAGCAAGAUUUUAGAUUGGGGAACACGACUCCGAGUCAUUGAAGGAGUUUCUCAAGGACUUCUUUAUCUUCAUCAAUAUUCCUGGUUCAAGAUUAUUCAUAGAGACCUUAAGGCCAGUAAUAUUUUGUUGGAUAGUGACAUGAAUCCAAAAAUAUCAGAUUUUGGAAUGGCAAGAAUAUUUGGAGGAAACGACUCUCAAGCAAAUACCAAUAGGAUUGUUGGCACUUAUGGCUAUAUGUCUCCUGAAUAUGCUCUAGAAGGCCUCUUCUCUAUCAAAUCAGAUGUUUUUAGCUUUGGCAUCUUAUUGUUAGAGAUUGUGAGUGGUCAAAAGAACACUGGUUUUUAUCCAACUGACUCUUGCCAUCUUCUUGGAUAUGCAUGGGAAUUAUGGACAAAUGAGAGGGGAUCGGACUUGGUGGAUCCUCUACUUGAUGAUGUAUGUUCUAUGCAUGUGGCACUCAGAUGCAUUAACAUAGCUCUCCUCUGUGUUCAAGAAAGUGCAGCAGAUAGACCUGCCAUGUCUGAAGUUGUCACAAUGCUAAGCAAUGAAAGUGUAGCUCUACCUUGUCCCAAGCAACCAGGUUUCUUGAAUGUGGGAACUGUCGUGAAGGAAAACCAAAUUAAUAGCAUGACUGGAAUUUGUUCUGUUAAUCAUGCAUCGAUUUCAAUUGUGCAAGGCCGGUAA